AUGGAUAUGGAACUGUCAGAUGUUCCCCAAAAGUCUACUGAGACACGUCCCAAGAAGACCAUUACUUUUAAAAAGAAGCAAGUUAAGAAUGGAAAGUCAAAUCAUAGGGUGAAAUUAGACUUCUAUGAUGAUCAAAAUGAAGAGGCCGUUCUCAAAAAGAAAAGCUCCAAAACUCAACGUGCCUUCAUUCGGCAGAAACUGAAGCAUUCUAACAUGAUUGCUCUGAAAAUUCAGUUUUCUUCAACCCGGGAACCGCAUAAAGAUGGAGAUCCAAUGCUUGAGAUUUAUAAUGAUGACCCAGAGAAUAAUCCGGUGAUAGAGAAUUUAGAUGUAAUUUCUGCAGAAGAACCUGAAAAGCUAGCACAUUUGAAUGAUCUGACAUAUUCACGUUAUGAAGGCUUCGAAAAAAGAUAUGUGCCAACUGAAAGUAAGGAACCGAAGAUUACAAAGAAGCAACUAAGAAACGAGUAUGGAAAUGAUAUAGAAAAUGACAAUACCAGUGAAGAUUUGCUUGAAGAUCAAGAAAACUUUUCUGUCGCUGAUGAGGCUGAUAAGAUGACAAAUAAUGAACCGUUGAUUUUAGAAAAAGAAUCGAAACUGGCGCAAAUAGAUGAAGAUAUUUAUGACAUGGAAUUGGGAACGGACGAUAAUGAAAACGAUUUUAAUGAUGCUAUCGAUGUAAUGAAUAUAGAAGAUUGGGAGGACCAUAUGGUGUUAAAAGAUGAACUUGUUGCAAUACGUCCUAUUGGUACUCUUGAAGAUCACGUAUCUAACCUAAGGCUCUCUAUCGAAAAUCUUCGUGAGAACCUCGAAGAAAACUCCAGAAAGCGAAGUAUAUUUCAAAACCGUCUCUAUGAAGUUCACGAGAGAAAAACCAAAUUAUUUGAAGAGCUUUGUCUUCAAGAAACAGCAUGA
Messenger RNA from Priceomyces carsonii, 915 nucleotides. RefSeq lists its product as uncharacterized. The record is from RefSeq and is a predicted model, not a curated record. Bases 1 to 915 code for a protein of 304 amino acids. The transcript has a single exon. NCBI's taxonomy places the organism in Eukaryota, Fungi, Ascomycota, Pichiomycetes, Serinales, Debaryomycetaceae.